AGAAUAAAGAAUUAGCAUUUUUCAAUAACCCCUUCUGCUUUUUGUUUUAGUCCAAAGCCAAACUCGAGCUAUUUAUUUAUAAACUAUUUAUAAGCAGAAACACGCAGUUUUAUAUAUAGCCUUGGGCUACACGCAGUUAAAAUAAUUGUUUGAUAAUAAUUGUGUAAAUUAAUAUAAUAAAUGAAUUAUUAUUUUUUUAAUAUUGUAAUAUAAUAAUUGUGAUACUUCCCGCACCGACCCCAAGUAUGUACAGAUAUUGAUUAUUUGCAAGCAUGUUAGUUGUAAACACAUAAACGAUAAUCAAAUUAAAGUUAACUAGAGUGGCUUAAUGCAUUUUAGUUGAAUUUAAAGCGCCAGAUCAUUGCCCUCCUCUCUGAUAUCCUCCCGCAGACACAGAUCUGACAGUAAGCGGAUUGAGUCUGUUCAGUCAGCGAAACUAGCCGAGACACUCAUGCUAGCGUUCAUACACCUGUCUCUAACUGACUGCAGAACGGUACUCUUUCCUCUUAAGCCACGAUGCUGGCCAUAUUUACAAAGAUCAAAGACCGCGUCGAGGCUUUUUUGAACGAGAAGAAUAUAGUCACUGACUGUCUUAAUACAAUCGAAGAAAAAACAGGCAUCAAGAAACGUUAUUUAGCGCUAGGUGCUGUUGGUGUGACCGGAGCGUAUCUAUUAUUUGGAUACGGCGCUUCUCUGCUCUGUAAUCUGAUUGGUUUUGUUUAUCCUGCAUAUUACUCUAUCAAAGCCAUAGAAAGUCCUGAUAAGGAGGAUGACACUCAAUGGCUGACGUACUGGGUAAUCUACAGCUUCUUCAGCGUGGGGGAAUUCUUCGCUGACAUCUUUCUCCACUGGUUUCCUCUCUACUAUGUCUGUAAGUGCUUGUUUCUGUUGUGGUGCAUGGCUCCGGUCUCCUGGAACGGUUCUCAGGUUCUCUACAGGUUUGUGGUGCGCCCAUUUUUCCUGAAGCAUGAAGCCAGAGUGGACGAGAUCAGCGGGAAGGCCAUGUCAGCAGCUGAGCACGUCACCAGAGAGGUUCUUCACACUCUGGUGAGAAACCGGGCUGUUGGCCCCGCUGAGCCUGAAGCCAAAAGACUGCCCAGUUCUGCUUCUACUGAACCCACUGUUGAUUAAAUGGUGGCUAAAGUGAUCUGAGCAAGAGAUGCAGCAUCAUGUUGAAGACAGUCUUCACAAUUUCAAUAAACUUUUAUAGCCAACA
Messenger RNA from Carassius auratus (goldfish), 1216 nucleotides. RefSeq names its product receptor accessory protein 6 (gene reep6). The transcript has 7 exons. Lineage: Eukaryota; Metazoa; Chordata; Actinopteri; Cypriniformes; Cyprinidae. The record is from RefSeq and is a predicted model, not a curated record. The coding region runs from base 517 to 1131 and encodes 204 amino acids.